Molecule: messenger RNA, 2184 nt
Organism: Liolophura sinensis
Lineage: Eukaryota; Metazoa; Mollusca; Polyplacophora; Chitonida; Chitonidae
Product: H/ACA ribonucleoprotein complex non-core subunit NAF1-like
Exons: 10
Coding region: 57-1961 (634 amino acids)
Biological process (GO): ribosome biogenesis; box H/ACA snoRNP assembly; pseudouridine synthesis
Cellular component (GO): sno(s)RNA-containing ribonucleoprotein complex
Molecular function (GO): RNA binding
Source: RefSeq, a predicted model, not a curated record
ACUACGAAUAUGAUCAGUCACAACGGGACUGCAGUGUAAUAGAGAAUCUCACAGAUAUGGAUUCAGACCAGAGUGUUCCUGAUGCAGGAGAGCUGGGAAAGUGUAAGACUGAGAUAAAGGUGGAGGAAAACCACUCAGAAAAUAAGGGGCAAAUUAUUUCCACAGAGUUGAACAUGGAGAUUGGUAACAGCAUACAGGAGAACACUGAGAAAAAAACUGAGGAGUUAGAAACAGAUAUUGUAAAGAAAGAAGAAGAUGUGACAAGCUUCACAGAGGACAUUGUUAACAAAACAGCGAAAGAUAUUUCAUCAGAUGACAGCAACACUGCUGAUGAGAAAAAUGGGAACAAAAAGGUCAAAGAUGAAAGUGUAAAAAGCAGCAAAGGUGACACUGAAAUUGUUUCUGAGCCAAAGGUUCCUGAGGUGACCACAAAGACUGAGCCAUCACUGAUGGGUUACCGUGGUGAUGACGAGGAAUCUGACAGUGAGAGUGACAGCAGCUCAGAUGACGACAGCUCCUCAGACAUGGAGACCAAUGUUGAUGAAUCUUCCAAAUCUGAUAAGCCUGAAACCAAAACUUCAGAGAGUCUUAACGACCGGAGUGGGCCAAAGAUGUGCCAGAAUAGCCUGAUAAAGUCCAUGAGAGAAGAAAUCCGGACCCGAGGGGAAGUCUUCCCAGAUGAGUUGCCUCCCAUUGAAGAUCUGACCAUACGAGUGGAGGAAUCAGAAGAGCUUAUGACCGUGGGAAAAGUGACAGGGAUUGUGGACACAUUAGUGGUUAUCAAGUCAGAGACGGGUGUGCCAGCCUUAAACGAGGACUCUAUCUUGUUCAAAGCAAACAGAGAAGUGUUUGGCAAGAUAUUUGAGGUGUUUGGACCAGUGUGCUCUCCCCUGUACAGUGUACGUUUCAACUCCGGAGAAGACAUUAAAAAGUGUGGUGUAGAAAUAGGCCAUCAAGUUUAUUGUGCACCAAGGAAGACGGAGCUGACUCAGUAUGUCUUUGUAGACCAACUCAAGACAAUUAAAGGUUCUGAUGCAUCCUGGGAAGACAACCAUGAGCCACCAGAAAGGUUUGUGGAAUAUUCCGAUGAUGAAGAAGAACGCAAAGCCAAAUCCAAGAACAGAAAAUCCAGACAUGGUCAGGGCGGAAGGGUGGAGGAGAGUGGUACUGAGGGAGGGCCGCCCCAGAGAGUGCCCCAAAACAACCGUUGUAGGCAACAUAGCAGUGGAAUGAGCAACAAAGCUGACAGGCAACAUGGUUACACUGGAGAAGAAAACCCACCAACUCAGUUUCACAGUCAGCAAAAUAUCCACCCGCAUCUGCGUCAAAGACCUAGGUUUGCAGAUUACCAAGAUAGUGGCCCAUUCACAGCCCCCCAAGGUGGCCGCCCGUUCACAGCCUCCCAACGUCGUGGCCCAUUCACAGACCCUCAGUGUGGUGGCCCUAGCACAGCCCCAAGACAGAUGCAUCCUGGGAUGGAUAUGCCCCACAGAUUUUCUGUACCACCACAUAUGGCCCGCCCACAAGGGAUGUCACCCAGUCAGAGGCCUCAACAGUUUGCGGGCCCACCCCAGUUUAGGAAAGGACCUAACUGUUUUCCCAGUUAUCAACCCCAACUGCCUGCCCCAAUGUUUGGGGGACCAGAAAUGCCUCAGUUUGGGCAGUAUCAAGAAUAUAACAGCUAUGGCUUUGGACAGAACUCUUCACCUUAUGGUGGAGUAGAGAAUCCGCCCAUGCGUGGGGCACCUCCUCAGAACAGGACUUCCUUACUGGGGCGGUCCUCAGGGUCUGUGGGUUUUGGAGGUGUUGAGGGGUAUGGUGGAACUUUCCCAGCCCCUGGGAUGGUUACCCAGAGGGGAAUCCCACACAGACAAUAUGGCUACUCCACGUUUGAGCAUCAACGUCAGACAGUGCCUGAUCAACCACCUCCGAUCGACAGAAGAUACAUCCAGAAGUCUUAACAUGCCAGACUGUUAGGUCAUUCUGUUGUUACUGAUAGCAUCCAGUUUUGAUUUGAUUUAUUUAUUUGAUUGGUGUUUUAAGUUGUACUCAAGAAUAUUUCACUUGUACGACGGCGACCAGCAUUAUGGUGGGAGGAGAACAGUCAGAGUCUGGGAGAAACCCACGACCAUUGGGGCAAAGUUCUGCGCCUUCCGCACAGAGGGGCACAAAGGUUGCAGUAUU